GGGCGGCUGCUGCGGGGAGGCUGGGCAGGGUUAGGAGCGAAUUUGGAGGGUCAUGCCGCGGGGUCGUCUCUGCGCCUGCGCCGCUCCGGGAUGCUGAACCUUGCAGAACUGCUGUGGCGCCGGGUCUUGCGCAAGCGCUGGGUGCUCGCCCUGGUUUUCGGGCUCUCACUCGUUUACUUCCUCAGCAGCACCUUCAAGCAGGAAGAGAGGGCGGUAAGAGACCGGAACCUUCUCCAGGUUCAAGACCGUGAGCAGCCCAUUCAGUGGAAGGUCCAGUUUAACCUGGGCAAUAGCAGCCACCCCAACAACCAGUGCCGAAACUCUGUUCAAGGGAAGGAUCUCCUCACGGACGAGCUGGGCUAUGUCUGCGAGAGGAAGAACCUGCUGGCGAACGGCUGCUGCGAUGUCAAGGUCCCCAGCACGAAGCAGUACUGCUGUGAAGGGUGCCUGGUCAAUGGUUGCUGUGAAGUCUACGAGUACUGUGUCUCCUGCUGUCUGCAGCCCAGCAAGCAACUUCUGCUGGAACGCUUCCUCAACCGGGCAGCUGUGGCCUUCCAGAACCUCUUCAUGGCCGUUGAAGACCACUUUGAACUGUGCUUGGCUAAGUGCAGGACUUCAUCGCAGAGCGUGCAGCAUGAAAACACGUACCGUGACCCCAUAGCCAAGUACUGCUAUGGAGAGAGCCCACCCGUACUCUUCCCCGCGUGAGGCCUGUUGGAGAGAUACCCAGAACCAGCCCGGUCCACGUGAGAUGAUGAAGGAGGAAGCCAAGGAGGACCCUUGGCUUUGAGCAUGUCCUGUGGCAUCCAGUGUCUCUGUCUCCCUCACCUCCACCUGGAGCAGACAGAGCUCUUUUGUAGAGCAGGCCCGGUGAGGCCCCGGCACCCUGCCUGGCUGUGGCCGUGGGACGGCUGCAGGGCCAGGUGCUUGAUCCCGUGUUGUAGUUUCUAAUGACUUCGCAGUGCUGGAAGUCGCACUGUUUUGUGCAGGACACCUUUGCCCGUGCAGUUGGAUCCACUCAAGGAGGUGACUGCUCUACGUGGCUCCUCACUGUCACAGUGACGUCGUUGCCGCGCCAGACCCAAGUGUGUCUCCGGGAGUGUGGGUGUACAGACUUAUUUUUGGUUGUUUUAACACCUGGCCAGCAGGCCUUGUAUCUAUAUCCCAACAUCUAGGGGUGUGUAGAGCCUCAGGGAGGGGCUUGUACCCACUGAGCCUGCAUAGAGCUGCCCUGGUGUGGUGGUCGGAGGCCUGAAUCCCCCGAUGAUCUCCCAGUGGAAUUUGCUGUCACUGUACCCCUGUUGAAACCCCUCAGCCUUGGGGCAGGGGAGCCUUUCCCUUGUCUGUCACAGAAGCCGGUGGGGACCUGGUGAAUGCGGUCUACGGCACUCAUUCAUUCUUACCGCUCGCUCUCCGCUCCUGGCUGUGUGCCAGGGGAGAGCUUGUUAAGCUCCUACUUCAGCCUAAAGUUUUACAUCCGCUCUCAGUGGGAGACAUAUGCGGCAGCCAUGCAGGAGAGCAUCCCAAAGGCAGGCCGGUGUCCAGUGCUUGCGGGAGUAGACAGUUGUCACCGGUAACUGAAACUUGGGUUUCAAGCAUGGGGCAAGACCCCUCCUUCUUGACUCUCCUGUCUUUUUCUCCAGUCUCCUAUAACACACACGGCUCCUGGAGACCCUUCACUGACCCUUACAGAGGCCACGGCAUUUGUGGUUUGGGCUCAGGUUGCCCUGGUGUCAGGCAUGAGUCUCCAGAUUUUCUCUCAGCAGCUUCAUAAAGCCGUGUCUCCCAACUGUGUUUGCUCUCCGGAUGGAAUUUCCUUCAGUGCCCUCCUGCUUCCUCUUCUUGCUCACCUCUGUGGAAGGAAGGACAGGCUGAUGGGCAUUGUUCUCGUUUGGGGUCGCCAUGUGCGGAUCAGAUCCAGGACUUUGUGUGUGACUGGCAAACUUUCUGCUACUGAGCCCUGGCCCUGGCUAGGGAAUCAAUUUUUACUGUUAGAUCCCAGUGAUUCUGUUCCGUUUGCUCUGGACUUCUCAGUGUGUGGAUUCAAAGUUCACGAAAGAACUGGGUGCACCUGCACAUUCUGGUGCAUUCUGGAAUGUUCUGGCAUGUUCUGAUGUGUUCUGGCUUGCUUACUCAUUCUUUCUGGUAACCGGGAGAUAUAUAAUUUUUUUAAGACAGGGUCUCCCAUUGCCCAGGCUGACAUCCAGCUUCGUAUGUGUUUGACACCAACCUUAAAUUCCUGAUGCCCUUUGCACCUGCCAAGAGCUGGGGUUAUAGGUGCAUGCCAGCUGCAUGGCUCAUCAGCCUUGUAAUGCCAGUCUACCCUUGGUCAGCGUUGGAGUUGGUUAGUCACUCCCUUGGGUUCAUUUUCACUCCCAAGAGUGGCGACACGGGUUUAAUGUAAACAUCAUGUCCGUUGCCAGUUCUCUCUGACCUGGCACUGGAAAGGCAUGUGUGUACAGUCCUUGAGUUUAUAGACCCCGAACAGUUGAGGUCAAGAAUCCAGUUUACUUGUGUUUCACUCGGGAGAUGAGGAAAUAGCUUACCCUCCCAGGUCCCUACCAGGAUAGAGUAAUCAAAACCCACAGAAGAACUUCACCUCGAAUCCCGCCCUCUUCUGAGGACGGACGGCUUCAGUUAUCCCAGAUAGGAGAAAGAUACCACGCCGAGUCGGUAAUGCAGAGGUCACUUUUGAUUGACUGUGGAAUAUGGGUUUUGUGUUUUAAUCAUGCUGGGGAACACACACACACACACACACACACACACACACACACGACUGGGGAAGUCUGGGGAGGGGGCAGGGUGGGAAGAGCCGCAGGUAGGAGUGGUAUUGAGGAGGCCCGGAGGCCAGUGUUCACAACGGUAUGCUAAUAGGCACCAUAGUUAGGCUUUUGUCCUCAGUGUUUUUUUUUUUUUUUUUUGACUUGAUACUAACGAUAAAAUAAUUACCUAAAAA
Molecule: messenger RNA, 2956 nt
Organism: Chionomys nivalis (European snow vole)
Lineage: Eukaryota; Metazoa; Chordata; Mammalia; Rodentia; Cricetidae
Gene: Spring1
Product: SREBF pathway regulator in golgi 1
Exons: 5
Coding region: 91-708 (205 amino acids)
Biological process (GO): positive regulation of SREBP signaling pathway
Source: RefSeq, a predicted model, not a curated record